AUGGUUUUUAGAUUUUUGGCUACUGGAGAUACAUUUGUCACAAUUGCAUUCAGUUAUAGAGUAGGAGAAAAAUCUGUACGAAGAAUAAUAUAUGAAACUUGUGAAGCAAUUUGGAAGAACCUUUCACCAAUUUACAUGAGUCCACCCAACCAAGAACAAUGGCAGAAAAUUGAAGAAGGGUUUAGAACUAGAUGGAACUUUCCAAAUUGUGUUGGUUCUAUUGACGGUAAACAUGUGGUCAUAAAUAAACCAUAUCAUAGUGGCUCCUUAUACUUCAACUAUAAAAAAAUGUGUAGCUUGGUGCUCAUGGCAGUUGUUGACGCUGAAUGCAAGUUUAUUAUGGUUGAUGUUGGAGGAUACGGUAAAAACAGCGAUGGGAGUAUUUUUGCCAAUUCUAACUUCGGUGAAAGACUUCGAGAAGAAAAAUUAGAUUUUCCUAAUGAUAAGUCAUUACCAGGUACUGAAGAACCUAUGCCUCAUGUCAUUGUAGGGGAUGAGGCAUUUCCUCUUCAUAAAAACUUAAUGAGACCUUAUCCUGUAAUGCACUUUUAA
Acyrthosiphon pisum (pea aphid) is the source of this 552-nucleotide messenger RNA. RefSeq names its product protein ALP1-like. The record is from RefSeq and is a predicted model, not a curated record. The transcript has a single exon. Bases 1 to 552 code for a protein of 183 amino acids. Lineage: Eukaryota; Metazoa; Arthropoda; Insecta; Hemiptera; Aphididae.